AUGUCUGACCCGGAUAACUACAAUAUCUUCGCUCCCAAAAAUGCACUUCGUCGAACACCUCCAACAAAUAAUAAACCCCCAUCGCGGGGUCCCACGCCUUUACCAUCAACUCCCCAAGUUUCGUCGCCCAAGGAUAUGCAUAUGCUGAGUAGAGAUGUAUCGCCACUAAUUGAACCACUACGACCAAUGACCUCUCCUUUAAGAAAUUUGGAUUCAGACGAUAUCGACGGUCCACAAACCCAACCAACACCCACUACAACCUCCCGUCACCUCCACGUCUCAAUCACCCCAAGAGCUUCAACUGUCGAACCAGUAACUCCUUCUUUUAGCCGUAUCGCUUCAUCAGUACCCAAUACCUCUGUCCGUCGGAGAUUAACCACUCCACACGCCAUUCGUGGCUACUCGAAUCGUCCCACACCUCAUAAAAACCAGGGGAAACGUCGGAAUUCGAGGUUUGCAGCUGAGGAUGAUGAUAUAUUCCAGGCGCUAAAGCAGUUUAGCAAAAUAACGGCACCUAAGAGUAAACCGUUCAUCCCCACGCCAAAAGCAAUAACCCCGAAAGCCGUCUCCGAACGCCGACGAACCCUUGAAGGCAUCCGACUCAACCGUGACCUAAACGCCGUUUCCUCAGACGAAGAAGUCGAUCCAAUUCGUCCUCCUAGACUUUCUAACGUCUCCUUAAGACUCAUUGGUAAACGACUUACAAUAAGGGACAACCACGAAGCGGAGGAGGAUGAUGACGUGGAAAUAAGCCCACCACCACAAUUAUCCACACCUCUAAGAGAUAGUGGUGAUGACGACGAUCUGAAGUCCGGAGGAAUUGAAACGCCGAGGUUCGAAGUUGCGAGACGGGCUGUUGGAGAGAAUGAUCGACGGUUUAGCUUUUUACCGAAUAUGGCGGAUCGAUUUGCAGAUUUUGGAGAUGUGGUUAUGGAUGACAGUAUUAUACAGGAAGCUGGAGGGGAACAUAUUGUUGAAGUUUUCGAAGGGGAGAGUUUUGCGGUUGAAGGGGAUGGGAUGGAAGGGUUGAGUUUUGCGGACCAUACCAUCGACCUCAAUGCGCCUGAAGAAGAUGUAUCAGGCCUCUUCAAUGCGCAGGGAAUGGGAAUUCCAGACGACGAAACUGAUUUCCGAUUGGAACAAGUUGAAAUAUCGCCACCCUCGGAGCCUAUUGGAAACGGAGAAGAGACAGAAGACUUACCCGAAAUCACAAAUGAAAUUUCUUCGCCGCCGCCACCUCGACCCGACGAUGAUAUGGAACCAGUGUUUAUAGGCUCCGACUUUGAUGACGAUGAUGAUGAAGACGAUGACGACGGCCCCCCACCAUUCCAGCCAGACGACAAUAUUGGCCUAAGAACAACUGCCCGACCCAACGCAACCGGGAAACGUCGGAGCAGAAAGGAACUUCCAUUAUCAGUUCAUGGAAUCCCAUACCCUUCGCUAUCAACCAAAGUAAUAAAAUCCAUAAUCGCCCGAACUAGUAAACAGAAGAUCUCCAAAGAAGCAUUAGCAAUGAUCGCUUCUGCUUCAGAAGCGUACUUCGAAAAUCUAGGUGAAGAUUUAGGUAGUUUCGCAAAACAUGCGAAGAGGAAGACGGUGGAAGAAGGUGAUGUCUUGCAGGUUUUGAGACGACACCGCCUUUUGAACGAUAAAACGACGGUUUUCUCACUUGCAAACCAAUAUUUACCGAGAGAACUAUUACAGGAUAUUAAAAUCCAAGUUCCUCAAAAGAAUCUGCCGAAACAGAGGAGAAGAAGAGGGGUUGAUGAUAGUAUGGCUGAUGAGAUGAUUGAGGAAGAGUAA
Molecule: messenger RNA, 1803 nt
Organism: Orbilia oligospora ATCC 24927
Lineage: Eukaryota; Fungi; Ascomycota; Orbiliomycetes; Orbiliales; Orbiliaceae
Exons: 5
Coding region: 1-1803 (600 amino acids)
Biological process (GO): mitotic cell cycle; kinetochore assembly; chromosome segregation
Cellular component (GO): kinetochore
Molecular function (GO): protein heterodimerization activity; DNA binding
Source: RefSeq, a predicted model, not a curated record